Molecule: messenger RNA, 440 nt
Organism: Biomphalaria glabrata
Lineage: Eukaryota; Metazoa; Mollusca; Gastropoda; Planorbidae
Product: von Willebrand factor C domain-containing protein 2-like
Exons: 3
Coding region: 63-344 (93 amino acids)
Molecular function (GO): protein binding
Source: RefSeq, a predicted model, not a curated record
GAAAAAUCGAGAUUUUGUGACGAUUAGCCCGAUUAGCAAGACAUGUGAUUGUGGAUAAGGAAAUGAAUACUCUAUUACAAUUUCAUGUCUUAGCCCCCUUGGUGUUAUGUUUGGUUUAUGGUGGGACAAUUCAAUAUACUUGUAUGUCCUCGGAUGGUCUCCCCAUGCAGGCUGGUCAAGGCUAUGUGCCCACUCGAUGCAAGUACUGCAAAUGUCAGAACUCAGGGGAAGUAACUUGUGAAAUGAUUGAGUGCAGCAGUAUUCCUGGGUGCAAAAACUACGAACUGCCACCUGGUGGAUGUUGUCCAAUGUGUGUAGAUGAUGGACCACUCAUCAUAAUUUAAAGCAAACGUUGACGUCACAUUCAAGUUUUGACCUAACCUUUCACCUUUUGAACUUUGUUUAAAUGUUUCAAAAAAAACUUGAUGUUGUUUUUUUUU